AUGAGACUAAGCAUUUUUGCCAUCACACUCCAGGCCACCCUGAGCUCGGCCAACAUACGUCGUGACCUCGGCGUCAGGAACGUUAUAGUUGCUGAGAUCAAAGACGGCCACCACAUUGACGAAGAGAACCAGCAGAUUGUUUUCGUCAAGCCUGAAUCGCCAUUUCAGGAAUCCUUCCGCUGCUCUCCAGAGAGCGGCAAAAAACUCACAUACAACUCUGAGAAGACAUUCGUUGCCUGCUGUAAGCCUGGGCAGUCUCUGCUUGGCAGUCCACAGGCUGUAUUCGAAUGCUGUGACUCCGGCUUCAUACUUGCCGGAGCUGCGGGUACCGGCUAUGCAUGUUGUGCUUCGGGACAGAUCUACGAUGGUUCUACCUGCAAGCCGAAGGUGAAGAUCUGCGAAAAGGGAAAGCAACUCGAUGUCAACAACGAAUGUGUUUGUCCUUCGGGCACAAGUGAGACGCCUGACGGCGGCUGCCGCUCAAAAUGCAGCUCGGGUGUUUCAGCAGGCAAGUGCUAUAUCUUCAUCUCGGAAAACGGUUACCGGUUCGGCUACAACAAUCAGGGCUGGUACAGCGCGGCCAAGGACGGCCCCGAUCAACGAUUCGGCAAGUUUCAACUCUGCAAGGACCAGGAAUGCACAGCCAGCGGACAGAUCAACCCAAACGAUGCAUUCCGUGUUAAGGAUGUUCACGGUGAUGCCAAGGGUGGGCAAAACGCCAACCACUGGCUCACCCAUCCAAAGGACGCAGGAAAUGUCAAAAAGACGCAGGAGUACUCAGAUGCUGGUGUUUAUGCCAUCACCAAGUGGGCGUGUGGCAGAUACUGUCUAGGCGGGCUUGAGACCGGCCUCGUUUCUUCUUAUCCAAAGGAGGCGCUCUCAGCCAUGUCCACCUCGGUUGACAAGCAAGCUUGUGUCCCCAUCGAUAUCACCGAGAUACCAUGCGAUAUUCGCGACGCACGGAACAACUGCAUGGCGCACGACCCCUCGAAGCCAUGUCUGCUUGGCAAAGCGCCGGAUCAACUUGAUCAAGGAACCCACACGGACCCAGACGAGACCGCACCUGUCUCAGACGUGUGCAGUCGUAGCAGCGCAAAACCCAUCAAAGACCGAGCAACCAGAGUGCACAAAUGCGACACCAGCUAUGCGGAGGAGAACUUCCCCUGCAGCAAGGGCAAGGAGCCACCCUGCCGCGGAGCUGAAGUCAAGGGCUGGUCGAGUGCUAAACUUCCGUGGGGAGGGGCAUACAAACAGCCUGGCCCCCCAAAGCCCUUCGAAAUGUGGGUAAACUAUGAUGACCCGGUGGUCAUGAGUAUUGUGGAUGUUGAGGCACAGUCUGAGCACUUUCUUCUCAAGUUGGAUGACGAGUUCUUGGGCGAGACAGGCGGCGAGGAUGGCUACGUGAACAAGUACAUUGGUGACUGGAACAAUCCGGAAUGGUGCCUCUUGAACGGAUAUACUCGCGGCUACUUCCGCAUUCCAGCCGGUCGGCAUAAAAUCACUAUUGAGUGGCCACAGGGCACAGGAAUGUACACCAGAAAUAACGGUGCGCGUUGGUUGUACGGCAUUGCCAAAUACCGAUUUGACCGGCUCUGCGACCCAACCAAAUGCACAUAA
Hirsutella rhossiliensis is the source of this 1617-nucleotide messenger RNA. RefSeq lists its product as uncharacterized. The record is from RefSeq and is a predicted model, not a curated record. The transcript is spliced from 3 exons. Bases 1 to 1617 code for a protein of 538 amino acids. Lineage: Eukaryota; Fungi; Ascomycota; Sordariomycetes; Hypocreales; Ophiocordycipitaceae.